Molecule: messenger RNA, 2628 nt
Organism: Felis catus (domestic cat)
Lineage: Eukaryota; Metazoa; Chordata; Mammalia; Carnivora; Felidae
Gene: RXFP4
Product: relaxin family peptide/INSL5 receptor 4
Source: RefSeq, a predicted model, not a curated record
GGGAGGCGCCUGCACCCCAGCAGCUCGGCCCCGCUGCCCCGAGGCCAGUUCCUAGCCCUGAGGGUCACGGUCGGCCCGACCCAUGGGUCUGUGGGGGCGGCCGGCUUGCAGGGAAACCUGGUGGUGCUGUGGGUGCUGGGGCUGUGCCUGGCGAGCCCCCGGCCCCCUUCCGACGCUUUUGUCUUCAACUUGGCCCUGGCAGGCCUGGCCGCCCUCACUCUCCCCUUCUGGGCACCUGAGUCCGCCCUGGACUUCCGCCGGCGAAGUGCCCUCUGCAAGAUGGCCCCGAAGGCCACUGUCCUCCACGUCUGCGCCAGCGUCCCCCUCACCCCCGGCAUGGUGGCCGUGGCUGCCGGACCAGGCACCCGCCUCUCGCUUUCCUGGCCCUGCACGGCCACCCUGGCGGUGUGGAUGGCGGCCGUCCCGGUGACGGUGCCCACGACUGUUUGGGGGCCGAGGGUGAGGUGUGGGGCACCCGUCUGUCUGCUGCACUGCCACGGCAGGUACUGGCCGGGGGUGCUGGCUUUCGUGGUCCCCGGGUCCCCUGGCUACCACCUGCUGCUGCUGUCGCUGGGCAACGGCAGAGUGGCAGGGGCGUGGCCCACUGUGUCCCUACCCUGGAGGCCUCUUUCUUCCUCUGCCGCUUCCCCAACCACCUGGACACUCUCAUGGAGUGCUGGUGACGUCUGAUCUGGUGCUCUGGGAUAGCAUCUGUCUACGCCAUCCGUACCCCCGUCUUCCCUGUCACCACACGGCAACGGCUGCCUGAACCCCGUGCCGUCCUGAGGCAGGAGCCUGAUGGGCCCUGGAAGAUGCCUUCAGGGAUCUGUGAGCAAGGCUGUGACCCUAGGGCCCGGGCCGGCUGGAACUGGGGGCCCUAAAGACCGCAGGCAGGUGGUCGGUGGAGAGCACUCUGCCAGGAGAGAGGUCCUUCUACCAUGGCCACCAACUUGGACAAAGGGACACCUGGGGGAAGGGUGCUGAACACUCUACCCUCCUUUUCUGGGCUCUGCCAGGGGCAGAACCCUGCACCCUAGGGAGAGCUGGCGUGGGCUGCGGCACCCUCUGGGAGUCUCUGAUCUCUUCUGGGUGUGGUGGAAUGUGGGGUCACGUGGGGGAGCUUAGGUCUUUGCUCACCUGGAGGUAUGGGUAGGACAAGGAGAAGGAGGAAGGUUGAAUAACCUGUAUCAUCCACGACUGUCUGGACGCGUCCACCUCUGGCUCAGUUGCCCCGUUUCUGCCUUUUGUGAGCAUUCUCAGGAAAAUUCCCAAGGGUCCUAGACUAAGGGGUCAGAGGUCAACACACCAGCACCUGUUUCCCUCUGUCUGCCCUCCCCGACACCCCUACCCUCACCCCAAAUAGGGUGUACCCUUGCUCUCUGGUGCCAGAGCCAACAGUGCCCUCCCCCUGGCCAUCUCCACCGUACAGCAUCCCAGUGGUGCCCAGAGAAACCUGGGGCCUGCAGACCUCAGCUGAGAAAGCGGAGUCCUCGGGCAGGGGGAUGCCCUGCGUGAGUCCUGCUGGUCUCUGGCAUCAGCCCAGGCCCAAGUGUAAACACCCUGAGUGUCCAUCCUUAAGCCAGGAUUUGGAGGGAGAAGUGGGGAGAAGGCAAGGAUGUGGGUGGGGCAUAGGGAGGAGAGAGAUGGCGGAGGGAUUGGGAGAAGAGGGGGCUGCAGGUACGCCCAGAGAAAUGGGAGCCAGAGUCAGAGGCUCACGAGGGGGUCCCUCCCUCCUGUCCCAAGUGUGCAGCUCAGAGGAUCAAAGCACCCAGAAUCACAUCCUAGCUCUGACGCUGAGCAGCGGAGGGACCUCGGGAAGUGACUUGUCUCUACUGGUUUUCUCAUCUGUAAAGUGGGGUGGUGAGGAUUCAACGGUACCUGAAGUCGUGUGUUGGCUAUUGUUCUUACACUUCAUGUAAAAUGGAAUCAGAGAGAAGGAAGAGGAGGAAAAGAAGGAACAGGUGGCAGCAGGGAGACAGGGAGCCACGCCCAGAGAUGGCUGGUUUGGGAUAACGUUUACAUGCCCUGGAGUGAAAUGGAAGUUUUACAUGAAGAACUGAGAGAGCUGCCUGGCUGGCUCAGUUGGAAGAGCCCAGGACUCUUGAUCUCAGGGUCGUGAGUUCAAGCUCCGUGGUGAGUAUAGAGCAACAGAAAAAUAGAGAUCGGAAAAAAAAAAAAAAAAAAAAGAACUGAGUGAAGGAUUGGCCCCUGGUUUCCAUAUCCAUGGAGACCCAGCAGUGAUACGGGAGAGCACUCUGGUCUCCCAAGGACCCAGAGCGACAGCAGGACAUUAAGCCAUGUUAACGACAUUUAAUUAGCUGCUUGCUGUUUAGUUUCCUCCUUUUGAUGUUUAAACUGGUUCACGUCUGUCAGGAUAGGAAAUCCUGUUCCCAGUCAAUUCAGGAUGGAAAAUCCUCCCCUCUCGCCACCCCUGCAGCUCCUCUGAUGGCUUUGCUGGGAUAUUGGCUCCCAGGGGGCAUCUGUGCUAACGGGGCCUGGAGGUAAAUACUGAGUUUAUUAUUCUCUUUAGUUUUGGUUUUGUUUUUUUUUUUAGAGAGCAUGCACCUUGCCGAAUUCUUUUUCUUUUAAUGGUUGUUUUUAAGAGAGAGAGAAAGAAUGCGAAUGGAG